UUGUCAACAUGGCGGAGUUGAGUAACAACAUGAAGAGGAAAACCUAUUUUUGAGGCGAAUCCUUAUUGUUCUCCACCCUAAAUCGCUCAUACAAUUUGAUAUUUGAAUAUUUCUUCGGUUGAACAUUAACUAGAGACCAUGAUGAAUAAACUCCUUGGCCAAACAGAGAAGUAAUUUGACCAUUUACUAUGGUCUAAUUUUCUGUACAAAAACAGAAAGUAAAAAAUUCCUGUUUCCUAUCUUCACUCAGUCACCAUAUCAGUUGACCAUGAAGAAAACUUCCUGAUAGUGAUAUUGUAUCUCUGAACUAAUCUGACGACAGUGAGCUGUAACAUAGUAUGGCGUUCCAUUCAUUUUGCUUGGUUUUGUGGAUAUCGGGGGCGGUGGCGAUAUGGAGACGAUUUACCACCUGCCAUGUUGGUGGUAGUGUCCUGAGACAUGGGAGUGUUCAUAUUCUUAUUUUUGUUGCAAUGAUAUCGGGUCCAGUGAUGGCUAGUGCCAUGAAAGACAGUACAGAUUACAUCCACUGCACGAAUAAGAUCUAUGAUAAGUCUGUUCAGUCUGGAAGGAUCACAAGUCCUGGAUUUCCAAAUUAUUUUGAACCAAAUAAAUGUUAUCUUUGGUCCAUUUAUUUGAGGCCAGGGUCCAAUAUCACAAUCAUGUUCAACUUGCUUGAGAUCCCUAAGUUGGGAGACAGCUGUGGCAGUUACCUUGCUAUUGGACCAUCACCGCAGAGAAUAAUGUGUGGGAGAGCUGGCGCAGCAACCGUUGCACCAUAUACGUCAAAUCAUGAACUUGUCUGGAUCAGGUUCUUUACAACCAAUACGUCCACGCCAGGAAAAGGCUUUGAUUUGGAAUUUGUUUCAAGUCCUGUGCCAGCUCAAAAUUGCCUGGGAGAUCAAUUCUUGUGUGUAAAUUCAAAGUGUAUUUUGAAGAAUUGGACGUGUAACGGCCUGUCAGAGUGUGGCGAUAAUUCUGAUGAAAUUCGCUGCCCCACUCAUUACAAUGGGUCUGAGUGUGGUACUGGACAGUUCCUGUGCAAGUCCAUUGAGAAUUGGAAGAUGGAGUGCUUCUCAAAUUCUAAUAGAUGUGAUGGAAAACAGAACUGCUUUGAUGGAUCAGAUGAACAAAAUUGUGAACAUGCAUCUGUGUGUGGAGAAGUGUUCAACAAACAGCUGGGUCACAUCACCUCGCCUUUGUAUGACCGCAAAUCAACAUACCCUAAAAAUAUCAAUUGCAACUGGACAGUGCAUGUUAACCCAGGUCAUGUUGUGCAGUUCCGCUUCGUUGCUUUUGAUUUGGCGCCGACUUCUGGUUCUGACAUUGAAACAGAUUCUGGAGAUUCAAUCACGUUUUUCAAUGGUCCAAAUGGAAUGGAUGGAAUGAUUGGACGAUACAGCUUCUACCACAAGCCACCUAAAACUGUUGAGUCAUCAUCUAACCGGGUGUUGAUUAAGUUCCAUGCUGGGUUGGAUGUGAUGGAUAUGCUCAAGAGGGGCUUCAACAUGUCUUUUCAACAAAAAGGCACCUGCUUACCAAGUCAAAGUAAAUGCGAUAAUGAAGAAGACUGCUACAAUCCAAUCGAUAAAUGUGACGGCCUCUGGGACUGUCCACGCCAUGGAGCAGAUGAGAGGGGUUGUGAUAAGUGUGACUUGAUGAAGUUUCCAUGUGGUUCAAGCAAUCAGUGCUACACAGAGUCGGAGCACUGUGAUGGCAUGGGCGUGUGCUUUGAUAAUAAAGAUGAAAUGAAUUGCACUCCUGAUGUCUGCAAUACCAACAAUGGCACAUUUCUUUGUCAGAAUUUCCGUUGUAUUUACGAGUCAUGGCUGUGUGAUGGUCGGGAUGACUGUGGUGACAAUAGUGAUGAACUUUACUGUGCAGUUCCGUCUGUGCGUGUCAUCUUGGCAGCAGUUGUUGGCUCUCUCGUUUGUGCUUUGCUCCUCGUCAUAGCAAUCGGCUGUAUCAUCCGACUGUUUUCUGUCCGUUUCCACGAGCACCAUGGUGGGUCAAGGUAUGAGACUCCAAUGUCGCGCAUUCAGGCAGAAUUCAUGCGACGACAGGCACCGCCGACUUACACAGAGGCCAUGAGGACAUCCCGACCGUUCAGUGAAUUCAUUGCAUCAGUUCGAUCAGCCGGAAACCAUCUCCGUGGCAACAGAUCAAGGAGUGGUUCUGAUGUUGAUCUUUUAGUGCCAUCUAGUGGCGAUGAAGAAAAUGAUAAUGCUGGGAUAGCAGUUAUUACAAUCAAUCAAAACGCCGAUGCGGAAGAAGCUCAGGUAGAGUCACCUCGGAGGCCGAGCAAUACCAGUGAUAUAACUGUUUCCUCAAGUGAUUCAUCUCUCAUCGUAAUUGAUUCGUCCGAACCUGGCCCAUCCAAUGCAACGUAUGACCGAGAGCUAGACGAAGAACUGUCGCCAAAUUUGACGUCAUGUAUAGAUAUAUCGUCUGCAUCGUCGUCUGGAACGACAGUGCAGUGGACGCGGGAAAUUGUUAGCACCAGCAACCCAGACCUUGCGGCUGAUGCUAAUGAGAAUCCCCCUUGUAAUGGUGAAUCUUCGUGUUCAAGAAAUUCAUACUGUGAUUCUGCAGAAACCGAUGAUGAUUCGCUGUUGGAUGUAUUCGGAUCCAGUGGUGAUGUUAAUACUGAGGUGGAGGUGUCUGGUGGUUCCAGAACUGAACGACCAGAGGAUGACGGAAUGACUCUCUCUGCUUCGUGCCUUCAAGCUUCAGUUGAACCUGACCAAGGGCUUGAACCGCACCCAGGGGACAUGGACACUGCUAGGGACACUGACACUUCACCUGACACCGCUGUUGGUGAAAUAGAUGAUGUACAAAAUUUGCCAAAGGUUUAGCUGUAUUUUCUCAAUGAUUUACUGUGUAUGUGUUAUUUGGCCAGUUAAGAUGAGUCUGUUUCACAUAGGCCUAUUGCAUGUGAUAUAAGCCUCUAGGACAGGCGCCCUUUAACUGGCUAAAUAGCAUCUAGACAGUAUGUUUGUGGUAUUUUUCAACUGGUAUUUUAGCAUAGCUAAUAGGCCAUGACAAAUCAAUGUACAGGAAUAGUAUAUUUUUGGUAAAGAACUUGUGGUACUUGUACCUACUUGUCUUUGUUCAUAUCACCCCAUCAUUGGCCUCCACCACGGAUUGUGGACACACCAUCCUUUGUUGAUACAGAGUGAGUGGGGGCAGUACUGAUCAGCCGGGAUAAAAUGGGGUAAGAAGAAAAAAACCGAGAUGAUGUUGGAAUUUGAAGAUUAUUCUUUAGUUAUGCAAUAUGCUGUUAUGCCUAUAUUAUAUAAAAGAUACAGAACAUAAAACAGAUUUGGUAUAACUGAGGUUUUUCAAAACUGAUCGACCUAUAGUUUAUUUCACAAGAAAACGGCACUCAAACUUUUGGUGAUUUUGGGGCAGAAAAUGCAACAUUUAAACGAAGCUCCAUAAAGUACAAAGAAUCUAAAAAUGGCUUCGUUGCCAGAUUCUGACAAACUUGACCAGGAAUGAGCUGUUUGAGGCAAAAUAUUGACAACUUUUCCCAGCCGUUUUGUUGGUGAUAAGAAAGAAGAGAAAGAGGAAUAUUUAACAGCUUACCAGUACAUAUUAUCAUUUAAAGGUGCUAAAAUUCAUUAAAUCCCAAUUUCAAGAGUGACUUUUGGGAUCACCCUUCCUACUUGAGUUGGGAAUUAAAAAUAUUUCGGUUGGUUUGCGUUGCAUUAUGAAUUAUUGAUAUGUAAAUAGGAUAGAAUUUGAGAACACGUCGGUAAGGAAUGAAAUCGGUCCAUAGGGUGUUUUAUGUAAAUUGUAGUAUAAUAUUUGAAGAGCCGCAACGGCCUGAUGUCUGCUCAACAAGCAGACCAAAAAGUUAAAUACGACCCUGAGUUAUAAAAUUACUUAUGACCGAUUACUGACUAUUCAGUAAUCAUGUAUUUUAUGAUUUAUUAUGUAUACCAAGGUGUAAGAUUUCAUUCAAAUAAUUUUAUUGCUGUAAGUUGCUUGUUGAAAUUAUAUUGAUAUUGUUAAAUCGAAUGCAUGAACUCAAUAUUUCCAGCUUGAAUUUUAUAAAAAAUGCACUUCACUGUUAGGAACAGGAGAAAACAAUAUUUUGCAUUUCUUUUCGUAUUGUCAAACUUGAGAUAGUUCAGGAUUUAAGGGGACGAGAAAUUGCCUACACACAAGAAACUUUGAGCAGAGAGGGUGUGAAAACAUGACAAAAACGUAUCCUUGAUUCUGUAUGUCAUGUGUAUGGUAUAUGUAUGUCAGCUGCUGCCUCUAUCACAACGGACCGCUGUGACCAAAAGGGCAUUUAUUACUUUAUAAUUCGUUGAAUUAAAAGAACAAUGCACUAAAUCUGAUUUGCCCAACAUCAUGUGUGUGUAGUUGCUCAACCCUGUCAAGUGCUGCACUACUACGGAGGAUUAUCGGUAAUUGAAGAUGACUCUUUUUUAAUUUGAAAGAACAUAAAGGAAUAAAUGCCAUUUUGGUCACAGUUGUCCCUUGUGAAUAAGGGGACAGAAGAAACGUCAUUCCUGUAGAUAGCUGUAUAAUUAUGUAUAUAAAGAGAAUUUGCAAUAAAGAGCUUAUGUAU
This is a messenger RNA of Lineus longissimus, 4579 nucleotides long. Its product is annotated as low-density lipoprotein receptor-related protein 12-like. The coding region runs from base 339 to 2852 and encodes 837 amino acids. Gene Ontology annotation, biological process: acrosome reaction. The transcript is spliced from 10 exons. The record is from RefSeq and is a predicted model, not a curated record. Gene Ontology annotation, molecular function: serine-type endopeptidase activity; protein binding. NCBI's taxonomy places the organism in Eukaryota, Metazoa, Nemertea, Pilidiophora, Heteronemertea, Lineidae.